Molecule: messenger RNA, 2481 nt
Organism: Agelaius phoeniceus (red-winged blackbird)
Lineage: Eukaryota; Metazoa; Chordata; Aves; Passeriformes; Icteridae
Source: RefSeq, a predicted model, not a curated record
UCGGCUCCCAGCAGCGUCGCCAUCAUGGGGAAGGACUAUUACAAGAUUUUGGGCAUCCAGAGCGGUGCUAAUGAAGAUGAAAUCAAGAAGGCCUAUCGGAAAAUGGCCCUGAAAUAUCACCCCGAUAAGAAUAAAGACCCCAAUGCUGAGGAGAAGUUCAAGGAGAUUGCGGAGGCUUAUGACGUCCUGAGUGACCCCAAGAAACGAGCUGUGUACGACCAGUAUGGGGAGGAAGGUCUCAAAACUGGAGGUGGCUCUUCAGGUGGCUCAGGGAACACCUUCCACUACACCUUCCAUGGAGACCCCCAUGCCACCUUCGCAUCCUUCUUCGGAGGCUCCAACCCUUUCGACAUCUUCUUCGCCAGCAGCCGCUCCCGGAUGUUCAAUGGCUUUGACCAGGAAGACAUGGAUAUGGAUGAUGACGACGACCCUUUCAGUGCCUUUGGCCGGUUCGGCUUCAACGGCAUUAAUGGGGUUCACCGGCGGCACCAGGAGUCCCUGCACACGCGGAGGAAGGUCCAGGACCCACCUGUCAUCCACGAGCUCAAGGUGUCCCUGGAAGAGAUCUACCACGGAUCCACCAAGAGGAUGAAGAUCACUCGCAGAAGGCUCAACGCUGAUGGCCGGACCAUGCGGACUGAGGACAAGAUCCUAAACAUUGUCAUCAAACGGGGUUGGAAGGAGGGAACCAAAAUCACAUUCCCCAAAGAAGGGGAUGCCACUCCAGACAACAUCCCUGCAGACAUCGUCUUCAUCCUCAAGGACAAGCCUCACUCGCACUUCAAGAGGGACGGGACAAACGUGAUCUACACGGCAAACAUCAGUCUUAAAGAGGCCUUGUGCGGCUGCACUGUGAACAUUCCCACCAUCGAUGGACGGGUGAUCCCGCUCCCCUGCAACGACAUCAUCAAGCCAGGGACAGUGAAGAGACUACGUGGGGAGGGGCUGCCCUUCCCCAAGGCCCCCAGCCAGCGAGGAGACUUGAUCGUGGAGUUCAAAAUCCGCUUCCCGGACAGAAUAGCUCCCCAGACGAGACAGAUCCUCAAGCAGCACCUCCCAUGCUCCUAGAGCCCAGGGACUCUCCUCCAAAGCAGCAAUACUCCAAACGCGUGUGCCACAGCACCUGGCCUGCACAGAGCCAAGGUGUCACAGCACUUUUAAAUGCAAAAAAAGAGAAAAAAACAACCCCUCACACUACUUUUCUCCCCCAAAAAACCCAUCCGACCCACCCCCUAUCCAUCCUUCUUGGCCGGUUUUUUACUCCAACAACGGGGAGACUCCUGUCUGCCGCAGCUCCCCCGACUGCCAAACCUUUUCUUUCUCCCCAGAGGUCCAUUUUUUCUGCCUCGCAAGAGCGAGAGCUGUGGGCCCUUUGCCCGGGGAGGUGCGUCGUGUCGUGGGUUUUUUAUGUCACCUGCUUUUCAGGCCACUCUUCCCACAAGAAGCUGGACUUGCCGGGGUCCGGCGCUGUGUAAAUAGGACUCCGCAGGAUCUGGCAUCCCCGCUGCUGGUUUUUCUCUUCCCCUCUUUGAUACUUGCUGCUGUUUGGGGUCCCGGCUGUACCGCGGUGCCGAUCACUCCUGCCUGUGGUGGCCCCCCCAGUAGCUGGACAAUUUCUCACCUUGGGGCCACGGUACCAAGUCCAGCCGUGGCCCGCUCUCCUGUGCCAAGCCUACACCGAGCCUCGGCUGUGCCAAACAACGGAGCACGUGGGGAUGGUCCAUCCAGCCUCCUGCCCCUGCCCGGGGAUGUCCCCAGUGCCCGUGGGCAGCACUUGCCUGCACCUACUGCCCACGGGGCCCAGCCAGCAGGAGGAGGGGGGAAAGCCCAGGGUGGAGCUUUCUUUUUUCAGAUGUGUUGAGUUUGCAUUGCUGCUUUUAUUUUUUAAAUACAUAUAUAUAGAGCUCAUUAGAUAAACUUCGUAAGGGUUUUUCUCUGCCUGUAUUGGGGAUACUGGCCUGACGCACCCAGGCUUUUUUUGAAAGGGGGAUGAUUCAGCCACACGAACAGCAAACCCCCGGAGUGGGGUUGUGUGUGCGUGUAGCACUAAUCUGGGUGCAAAAGCAGAGCCAAGCGUGAGCAGAGCUGUGGGUUUCACUAGUGUUUCAGGUCAAAUUAGGGAUUCUAAUAAGAAGAGAGAGGCGUGUGUAUAUAUUUUUCUACAGGGACAAUUCAUUCAGGAGGUGUUUCUGGACAUCAGGGCGGAUCUGGGAGGUGCAUGAGGCAGUCUGCUUAGUGGCUCCAUUUUCAAAUACUGUAUUUUUUUAAAACCUUUGGAUUUCCAUCAGGAGAAUUUUUAUAUUUCUUACCUUUCUCAGCCCACUCUGCCUCAUGCCAUUUUUUUUCCCAGGAAAGGGAAAGGGCUGGUGUGGAGCUGGAGGCACAUUUGACCUGGCUUUGUACAGCUCCUCUUUCGCUGCAGCACUGCCAAGAAAACCCCUGCCAAAUAUCCCCCCCCCAGCUUCCAACCUGGGAAUCUUU